Molecule: messenger RNA, 615 nt
Organism: Puccinia triticina
Lineage: Eukaryota; Fungi; Basidiomycota; Pucciniomycetes; Pucciniales; Pucciniaceae
Exons: 3
Coding region: 1-615 (204 amino acids)
Source: RefSeq, a predicted model, not a curated record
AUGAAUCUUCCUGGCAAUCAGCCCGAACUAACCUUUGCUUCCGAUCUGACUUCCUCAGGCUUCUAUCAAGCCUUCGUCACCAUCGACAAGUUCCUCAAACACUCCUUCGAAUCAAGGAUCUUAUUGGAGCCGGCUAAGCUGGCCAAAAAUGCCGACCAACUCUCCGAACGAAGGACCGAACUUCAAACCUUCAGGGCCGUCUUUCCCACCUCUCAAAACUCUACCCUGCUCAUCAAAAAACACGGCCGGUUCGGAAGAGAAGAGGCUACGAUCGACCAAUUCCUCGAGAGUGACAAAUGCAAAGAACUUCCAAAGCUCAAGUCUACCAUGUUCCGCGGUCAAUUGACGCGCCAACCAUCAACCCGGACGAAAAAAGCUACAUCGCAGCUCGAAAACGAUAAGCCGAGCACGUCGACGGGAAAAAACAAACAUCAGUCCAGAGGGUCGCCCGCCACCACCCUGGAUUCAGGCGGCGGACACAAGAGCAAGCGGGCCGUCUCCACAGGAUCGCCGGCGAUCCGCAAAGACGACCCCGACUCAACCCAUCAUCUCGACCCCUUCCUCAGAGGAGACCCAUUGUCAUCUCUCGGAAAAGUUCGAAAACGAAUCCAAUAA